AUGCCAUCCGAAAAAAAUGGAGAAACGGAAAAACCUGGGGAAGCUGACGGAAAGCUUGACGGAUCUCAAGAAGGCGUCGCGAAGCUAAACGGCCCAGCAUUUUCCGAUCGGCAAAAAACAACAAAUUCUGAGCUCAACCAGCUUGAAGAGUGCUCGACGACAGUUGAGUUCGCCUCUCCUCCAAGCGACAUCGACGAGUAUGUGGAUGCUUUCCACGACGGUGAGGAGGUGAGGUUUCGCAGGAUGGACAACCUCGUUGGGAACACGGUUGUACCAGGCUUGACAAACCGAUUACUCGACGAUCAGGAGCUGCUCUUCGUCAGCGCAGAGGAGCCAUCGACUUUCGCGCAGGCCGAGCGCGAUGUCAGUUGGAGACGAGCUAUGCUAGAGGAGAUGAAGGCGAUCGAGGAAAAUGAGACGUGGGAGCUCGUCGAUCCACCUCCAGGUUGUCAUCCAAUCGGGCUCAAAUGGGUCUACAAGGUCAAGCGGGACGAGUGUGGCGCCAUAGUCAAGUACAAGGCGCGCCUCGUUGCUCGUGGUUUCGUCCAGCGUGAGGGCAUCGACUUUGAGGAAGUUUUUGCACCAGUGGCGCGCAUGGAGUCAGUUCGCCUACUGUUGGCCAUGGCGCGCGAGAUGGCAGCUCGUUUCCGCAUGAGCGAUCUCGGGCAGCUCUCCUACUACCUCGGCAUCGAGGUGAAGCAGGGGAGAGACUCCAUCACUCUCUGUCAGCGUGCGUAUGCGGGGAAGCUGUUGGAGCGAAGCGGCAUGGCUGACUGCAAGUCAUGCGCGACUCCGAUGGAGGAGCGGCUGAAGCUGACGAAAGCCAGCACCGCAGCGAAGGUGGAUGCAACACUCUACCGUAGUAUCGUCGACGGGCUGCGCUACCUAGUCCACACGAGGCCAGAUAUCGCAUUCGCCGUGGGCUAUGUCAGCCGCUUUAUGGAGGACCCUCGAGAGGACCAUUGGGCUGCAGUAAAACGGCUGUUGCGCUAUGUCAAGGGGACGGUGGAUCAUGGCAUCAUUUUCCCCAAGACCGGCGACGGAAGUGAGCUGCGGCUCACGGUUUUCAGCGAUGCAGACAUGGCAGGCGACAUUGAUGGGCGGAAGAGCACCUCCGCCACAGCGGCAUGCCAGGCAGUCUGUCUGCGUCGGUUGCUGGGCGAACUGACCGGCAAGGAAGCUCGUCCACCAGCUCUGAUGGUGGACAACCUGCCUGCCAUUGCCCUUGCAAAAAAUCCAGUCCUCCAUGACCGGAGCAAGCACAUCGAUACCCGUUUUCAUUUCAUCCGUGAUUGUAUCGAUGAAGGACAUAUUGUUUUAGAGUUUGUCGAAUCCGGACGGCAGCUCGCAGACAUCCUUACCAAGCCACUCGGCCGUCUUCGAUUCAUGGAGCUGAGGAUCAAGAUUGGAAUGGUGGGAAACAAGCAAGAGCAGCAGGAUUAG
Striga hermonthica is the source of this 1443-nucleotide messenger RNA. NCBI's taxonomy places the organism in Eukaryota, Viridiplantae, Streptophyta, Magnoliopsida, Lamiales, Orobanchaceae. The record is from the annotation of a GenBank genome assembly.